AUGCCUUUUCAAGUUUAUAAAUUACAAAAAUUUCUUACAUACCCUGAACUUGCCUUCAAGUGGGCCUUUUUUGAGCCAUUCAUCUGGAGUGGCAAUCGUCACCGCCAUCAGCCGACUGCUUGGUAUUACAUAAAGCACUGCAUCUACAUAUUCGGUUUAUUUACCUUGGUGGGACAAAUUAUGGCACUCUUCUGCAAUUUGUAUAUGCCACAUACCACACCAGAGGCUGAGGCAUAUGAAAAUAGUGAAUCGAAAGUGUUUGAGGCAACCGCAUUAAUUUGCUACUUUUCUUGUUGCUUGUACAAAAUGUGGAACAUCUUUUGGCGACGCAAGGAUAUCGGUCCACUCUUGGAGAAAUUCAAUGAGUUAUUUCCGAGCGUUGUUAUACAGAAGAAGCUUGCUGAAGCCAGUGAUUAUAAAACUGAACCAAAGAGGGGAUCCGGUGGCUACUAUCGCCUCGCCUACUUUGAAGAAAAAUCACGCGCUAGAAUGCGAUUUAUGACUAAAUACUUUGCGUUCGCCUACUUCUACUAUAAUAUGAUACCGAUACUACAACUUAUUUAUGAAAUAUUGUCACCAAAUCAAACUGUUACUUACAAAACGCAAUCGAACGCCUGGUUUCCGUGGCAUAAUCACAAUAAGCAUUCCACUUUUGUUGGAUUCAUUUUCAACUAUCUCGUACAAGCAUCAGCAGAAUUUGCCGGCAUCAACUUUAUAAUGUGUGGUGAAUAUCUUUUUGGUUUUUUUAAUACACAAAUGCAAUUGCACUUUGAUUAUUUGGCCAUUGCUUUGGAGACGUUGGACGCAACCGCGCCUGAUGCCAUGAAACAGCUGAAAACGCUUAUCAGCUAUCACGCAAACUUAUUACGUCUUUUCAAUGAAAUCAAUUCCAUUUUCAAUUUUACCUUCGCGCUGGACUUAAUAAAUGCCACUUUUGCCAUAUCUUUGAUGGGCUUGGCUAUGGUUAUGAUCGAAUUCGGGCGCGCUGUAAUGUUUUCAGCUGGCUUUUCCUUCUUUUUAAUACUCAGCUACGUAUUUUGUAAGAAUGGCGAUGAACUUACCGAUGUGAGCAAUAAAUUGAGCUCGGCUUCGUUCUAUAGCAAUUGGUAUGAGGGUUCUCUGGAAUAUCGUCGCAUGAUUAUCUUCUUCAUUAUGCGUACCAACAAACCAUGCGAGUAUCAGGCUUAUGGAUACACAGCGAUCUCUAUGGUGACCUAUAUGCGGAUGUUAAAGCUAUCUUACCAGCUCUUCACAUCUUUUCGGGCCAUUGAAUAG
Rhagoletis pomonella (apple maggot) is the source of this 1275-nucleotide messenger RNA. Its product is annotated as putative odorant receptor 69a. Gene Ontology annotation, biological process: detection of chemical stimulus involved in sensory perception of smell; sensory perception of smell. Bases 1 to 1275 code for a protein of 424 amino acids. Gene Ontology annotation, molecular function: odorant binding; olfactory receptor activity. The transcript has 5 exons. The record is from RefSeq and is a predicted model, not a curated record. Gene Ontology annotation, cellular component: plasma membrane. NCBI's taxonomy places the organism in Eukaryota, Metazoa, Arthropoda, Insecta, Diptera, Tephritidae.